Fusarium venenatum is the source of this 558-nucleotide messenger RNA. NCBI's taxonomy places the organism in Eukaryota, Fungi, Ascomycota, Sordariomycetes, Hypocreales, Nectriaceae. The record is from RefSeq and is a predicted model, not a curated record.
AUGGAGCACAUCCCUACUGAUUGUGCGCCUGACUGCGAUCACACCCUUACUGUCGAAAGCCUUGCGAGCCACUGGGAAAAGAGCUGGUCCCAUGGCAAGCUGGUUCUGUCGCACGUGGAAAGGGUCCUCCCAAUGUAUGAACAGGCCAAGUCCUGCAUGUCACGCCAGAGUGUUCAUGAACUUUAUCUGUACCUCAAAACGUCCAGAUGGAUCAGCGUUGCUGACAGACCGAGUUCCCACCAAGCCUACAAGUACUUUCGGGGACUGUCGUCCAACCGCCCAAACCAACCUCUCCGGUACUAUCCCUACUAUUUCAUCAUGCAGGCUCUAUUCCCAAACAGCUUGUCAACUGGUCAGAGCAUCAGCGGUCCUUCCGAGUCCAACAAAGAGUCCAGUGACACGCUACCCACUACCAACGAUCAGGCAGCCGACAGCCGCAACAUAAACUUCUUUCACGACUACGAAGAACGACUCAGCGGUGUCAAAAGCGACUUCAACAAACGUCUUUCCGAUUUGCAGAGCCGUCUCGAGCUUCAGAGGGAUAUCGGGGAAGACUAG